Messenger RNA from Aspergillus brunneoviolaceus CBS 621.78, 2564 nucleotides. Its product is annotated as CCAAT displacement transcription factor COY1. The transcript is spliced from 4 exons. Gene Ontology annotation, biological process: intra-Golgi vesicle-mediated transport. Gene Ontology annotation, cellular component: Golgi membrane. The coding region runs from base 99 to 2408 and encodes 769 amino acids. NCBI's taxonomy places the organism in Eukaryota, Fungi, Ascomycota, Eurotiomycetes, Eurotiales, Aspergillaceae. The record is from RefSeq and is a predicted model, not a curated record.
CAUCCAGAAAAAGCGGUAAUACCGGGUGCAGUGUCGGAUGGGGGUUGCUGUGCUAUCUACUGGAACACUGAGGCGGGUCAAGUAUUCUACACGCAAAAAUGGAUGCGUUCGCCAUCACGGAAGCCAUUGUCCCUGAGACUAGUCCUCAGGAGGGCCACGAGGCCGAAAGGGCCACCACCGGCAAGCUUCCCGAGGGCGCAAACAAGUUCCAGCGGGCCAUCGCAGCCUGGAGAGGCAUCGAUCUCGCCAACACCGUCGCCAAGCUAGACAGUACCGCUUCGGAUAUCGUUGCGCAGCAACGCGACGCCCUCGUGCAGAGGAAGGAUCUCGCCCAGAAGACAAAGGACUUCCGGAAAUUGGAUGAUGCCUCGAAAUUGGCAGAAUACAAGGGUCUCUUGAAAGCUUAUCAAAGCUUUAUCGAUCUCUUGACAAAUCAGGGGAAAGCCUCAUCGUCCGCGUUCCUACAGUUGUACUCGUCUCUCUCCGAAGCACCCGACCCGUACCCCCUUCUCGAAGCCUCCGUCGACUCUCUGGUUCAUUCCGAGGAAACCGUCCCCAAAUUGACCUCCGAGCGGGACCAACUACAGGGGUCCGUCGAUCGCCUAACAUCGCAGCUCGAGGAUACUGAAAAGCGCCUGGAGGAGGAGCGGACAGCUCGGAGAAAACUAGAGGAGGGCCAAGAAACGAAGAUCAAAGAGGUCGAGGAGUCCUGGUCAGCGGUGUUGUCGGAGAAGACCAACAACUGGACUGCCAAGGAGAAAAGCUUGGAGGAGAAGGUGGAGCAUCAGGAGCGCUUGGUCAAGGAACUCAAAGCGAGCUACGAGGUAUCACAGCGACUGGGACAAGAUGGCGAUGAGGGCGAAGGCGUCCAGCAUGGUGCUAGUGCCGCUGAGUUGGAGCUGGUUUCCGCGGAGUUAGAGAAGACAAGCUUGCGCCUAGCAGAGGUAGAGGCACGAAACGAACAACUCAGGCUCGAGCUGGCUCAGGCCGUCUCUCAUUCUCAGGCCGAACAAGCUGCCUCGGUGGAGGAUGACCCUGCAUACCUGCGUCUGCAAUCCGAGAAUUCUUCUCUCCUACGCAAAUUGGAUGCGGCCCGGUUUGACAGGGAGUCCGAGAGACAUUCCUGGGAAUCGAAGUACUCCCAAGCCGAGAGACAGAUCAAGAGUGCCACUGCUGAGAAGGAAGAACUGCGCUCGAGAUUGGAAAAGGUGGCCGACUACGAAGAUAUUCGUCGGGAAUUGGAGAUGAUCAAGUCUAUCGAAUUCUCGCCGGGGGAUGAUGACGAAGCUGGAGAUUCUGCGGACUCCACGAGCCCUACCAACGGCACAGCAACCAAGGCAAAGGAGGGUUCCAAAAAUAGCCUAGAGCAACUGUUGCUCGCUAGGAACAAGAAACUGACUGACGAGCUCACCAUCUUGCGUGUCUCACACCGGGACCUCCAGGGUCAGCUCGAGGCCCUGCGGGCCGAUCUUUCGACAACCAAAGAGGAGCUCGAAAAGUCCCAGAAACUGUCCACGACACUGGAGAACGACCUUCUUCGUGUUCAAGAGGAAGCCGCAAAUGCGUUCCCAUCAUCAGCUAUGUCCGUUGCCGGAACUUAUACGUCUAAAUACCCCCACUCAUCCCGGAGAGGAGGGGCGGUGUCACCUACAUCUUCUAUCAUUUCAGGCUUCGAUCAGUCCGCUGCAUCUGCCAACACUAUGGACUCCAUCCGGGCAGGCGAGGCCGUUGGCGGAGGCGCUGGUCUCUUGCCCAUGAUCCAAGCGCAGCGUGAUCGCUUCAAGAAGAAGAAUGCCGAGCUAGAGGAAGAGCUAUCCAAGCUGUACGGCACGGUAAAGUCCCUGAGACAGGAAGUUGCUUCUCUGCAAAAGGACAACCUCAGCCUCUAUGAGAAGACCCGCUACGUGUCGACAUACAACCGCGGCCCGGGUGGAUCGUCAUCCGCAUCUGCGUACGCGAACAAGCCGAACACUUCCUCCGUCCACAGUGCAGACACUCCGUCGGGACUCUCUCUCGACCGCUAUCAAUCCGCCUACGAAGCCCAGAUCUCACCCUUUGCAGCCUUCCGUGGCCGCGAGUCUGCGCGGGCAUACAAGCGCAUGUCUUUGCCCGAGCGGAUUGUGUUCUCGUUGACGCGCAUCAUCCUCGCCAACCGGACCAGCCGCAAUCUCUUCGCUGGAUACUGCGUGGCUCUACAUGUCUUGAUCUUUGUCAUGCUGUACAUGAUGAGCUCCAUGGAGAUCGAGAAACAUAGCGCCGCAAGUCUAGGUGCCGCCGCUGCGGCAGCAAUGGCCGGCGGAGGCAGUGGGGGAGGCGGAAGCGGCGCCGGGGGGGGCAGUUACGCAGGCCAACAGUUACAUGGGGAUGAUUGGCAACAAGAGGGCUUCAGCCAAGCCGGCGUCAAUUGAGACCUGGCACGUGCGGUCUUGCCACAUACGUUUCUGUAUUCUAUCGAGGGCGUUGUUGGGUCCAGGUCACGGUCAUGAAUUGGAUUUUUCUUUUGUUUGAUGUGAAUACGCAAGGCCUACAUACAGUGUUGAUAUCAUUAUCGCUUCAUGCUGGUC